UGAAAAUUUGUUUAGUCUGUGGUUGAGGAGACUGAAGUACAGACAUACAGUGGUGUGCCGAGUAGUGUUUUAUUUAAGACUGAAGUUAUUGUUAUUUUAUCUCUUUCUAUUAAACAUUAUCGAUCUAAGUAAAACCACAUAUUUUACAUUUACAAACCAUUACACGGCAUAGCUCUAAUAUAAAAAUAUGUGAUUAUGAACAACAUGCUUUGAUAUUAAAAGGUUCAGCGAUGUAUAUCAAGGUGUUUUAAACAAUUGCUUGAACGCAAGAAGAUGAAAUAAGGUAAUCGUUGCAUAAAUUUAAGACAAAAGGCUGAAGUUUUGUCCUUCACACAUUAGAACAUCGUUAUCUAUGCACGGUUACAGAUCGGUUUUGUUAGAGGUGAUUACGAAGUAACUAAAACAGUGCAUGUAAGUACGCAGUGAGCACAUCUAGUUUAUAAUCGUUUCGCCAACGACGUGUACAUACUAAUUUAAGCUAUAUCUUUACUGGUGGAGGGUCCUUGCUUCUUACUGCAUUCUUAUCACAAUUUUAUCAGGUAACGCAAAUAAUGUAAUUACUAAUGGGUGAUAACUUGCGCUAGAUCCUCAUUAUGGCUAAUGUAAAGAGUAGAGUUAAUACUACUAAAACUGCAUCUACAAAAAUUAAUGGGAAGGGAAAGGUCGGCAGACCAAAAAAGUCAAUAAUUAAUGUUCAAAAUGUGACAGGGAAAGAUGCCUUGAAACGACAACCAAGAAGAAAAAAUAUUGAAGUUCUACCUGAAAUAACACCAAAUUCUGAUAAUAAAGGCAAGAAAGUGGGUAAUACAACAAAUUUAAAAAAAUUGCUGUCUAAAAGUGGCCAUAUUCGACACAAAAAUAAAAUUGAUAUAAAAAUAUUUGACAAAAUUUUAAAAUCUGAAUUACAAAUUGAAGACAACAACCGCUCACUAAGAAGCGAGGUAAGAAAAACACGAUUUAACAACAACAAUGACAUUCAGGCAUUGAAUACCCAAAAAGACAGAACAUCAGAAGGAAUUGUAUGUGUGGAUAAUAAUAAAAUUGAAAAAGACAUUGAAGUCACUACUUCAUCCGAUAAAUUAAAAAAAAUUGCUAAGAAUAUUAAUUAUAAAAAUACCACAAUUUUUACUAAUGGACAGCUGUUUAUAUGUGAUUACUGCAAUAAAGAAUUCAAUACUAGAGCAUCAAUAAGGCGACAUCUCUUUCUUCACGAUAAAGUAACAUCAUAUUCUUGUCCGCAGUGUAAAAAAUAUUUUAGAAACCAUCUUUAUUUAGCAGCACAUACAAAGAGGCAACAUCCAAAUUGGGAGAAACACUUUAUGUGUAACAUUUGUGAUAGACCAUAUUUGCUUAAAUCAAAUUUAAAACUACACUUGGCUAGUCAUAGUCGUAACGAAAAAAUGUUUAAGUGCAUAUAUUGUAAAGAAAAAUUUGCAGACCAAUAUUUAUUAAUCGAUCAUGAAAAGCAGCACUUAGUUGAUGGAAAAUAUUUAUGUAUUAUCUGUGAAACAGCUUUUGAUUGUAGAAACAGAUUAACGUUUCAUUAUAGGUCUCAUUUGAAAGUUAAAGAUUUUGUCUGCCAGCAUUGUGGAAAGGAAUUCUUGAGGAUGAAUUCAGUGAGACGUCAUGUUCAAGUCUGUCAUUCUGGUCACAGACUUCAAUGUAAAAUAUGUAAGAAAUAUUUAAAAGGUCAUUUAUCUGAACACAUGCGUACCCAUGAUAAAAAUCGUCCCCAUGAGUGCCCUGAUUGUGGACAGCGUUUCACACAAUCCACACAGCUGACAGUGCAUCGUAGGUCACACACUGGUGUUCGUCCUUAUACAUGUAGAAUCUGUCAACGCCCUUUUUCACACUCCAAUGCAUUGAUGCUCCAUAUUCGUCGACACACAGGUGAAAAACCUUUCAGUUGUGCAAUGUGUCCUAUAUCCUUCUCACAAUUGCCACAUAUGAAGGCUCACAUGUGUAAGAUCCAUGGAAAAGAAGAUCCAUAUAGGUGUCAGAAUUGUAAGCAGUUCUUUAAGCUCAAGGUUGGAUUAGAAGAACAUUUAAAAUCUUGUAUUAAAACCAAAAAAGGCUUAGAAGCAGUUGAGAAAGAAGAUCUAAAUGGGGAAUCUCCUGCUCAGCUGUCUCGUAUGAGGUUUCUUCUUGCCUUGCUACUCACUAUGAUUGCCACCAAAGAGAAACUAAAGAUUUUAGGUUUCAACAAGCGACUAAUUGAUGACCUACUUGUGGAAUCUUUGGAAGCUAUGCGCUACAAGCCAUGCAAGGAUAAAAACUUGACUUCAUUUAAUCGCCUAAAGAUAAAUAUAGAAAUGUUACUGGAAGGGACUGUGCCAUCGGAACAAAUGGAGAAAUUAAAGAAAGACAACAAAACCACAGAACAAAUUCUGGAAUUAUUGACAGACGAGAAAAAACGUAAUUAAUGAAAAUCAUAAUCAUACUUUAAUUAAGUAAGUCCCUUUGAUAUUAUUUAAUCAUAAUGUAUUAUUACACCAAUGUCGAUUUAAAAAUUAAUUGUUUUCUGAUAUUUGAUUUGUAAGAAAAGACUGCCACUACUAUUAUUUUUAUUUAUGGACAUCACCAAAAAUUUAGUUUUAAAAGGUAAGCUACUGUAUAGUUUGGCAGGAAACCAAGCAUACAUUUUUAAUAGUUGGCUUAUAAUGAGGCAACUUGGUGACUUAGAAUCGAUUUUAUAGCAGCAAUAGUUCCUUAGAAAUGUUGUGCACUGAUGUUUUGUAUCAUGAUGAGUCUUAGGAGUAAGGUUCUGCCUAUAGCAAUAAAAUUGUACCUUUUAUCAGGUUCAUGAAUAAUUGGUUGUGUGUGUGUUGCAAUUCAUACUAAAUCAUCCUAUCAUAUUUGUAUUACUAUGAUAUGUAAGCUAAUAAUAAAUUGUAUUUAAAACUAAUAAUAAAGUAUAAAUUAUAUUUAGCAAUAAGAAUUGAAUUUUUACACUAUGUAACAAAAACCCAGUUUUAAAUAAAAUACUUUAAAAAACUUAAAUUAUGCAUUUCAGUCUAAGUUUUUUUAUGUAUCAUGAUAACAUAAGUGUUCAGACAAAAAUUUAAUCUUUAAAAGACAUGUGGCAGAAUAUUUUUACCAUAUUCUUGCAAAUAAAUUAUUAAUACAUAUUAUAAUAAAUAAAGGGUUUUUGUUAUGGGUGCUUUAUAAAAGAAUUGAUUUAUUUGUUAAGCUGUGAACCAAAAAUAAAAGUAAUAAUAUUUAUCUUCAAGUUUUAUGACAGGCAAUGUUUUUUUGAUGUUACAAUGAUUACUUGAAUGAUGUGCCAUUAUAUCCAUUUAUUUAUAAAGUGAUUAGUGUAUUGUUUUAAAAUAUUAUUUUGUUAUGCCACUUUUUAAUCAAUCACUUGUUGACAUUUUUUAUAUAGUGCAAAACCAGUGCCAUUAUGUUUAGUUUUGCUUGAUAAAAAAUAAUUAAAUAUAUUUACAUUCAAAAUCAGUAAGGUUUUGAAUAAUUAAAUUGUUAUAUGAAAAUUUAUUUUACCUAUCUAUUGGAUUAUAUAUCUUAAUAAUUAUUUGUAAUCUUACUAUGUUAAAUCAAUCCAAUUUUAAUGGGCAUGUAUUUUUUUGUUUCGUCUACAUUUUGUAAUGAGAAGUACUAUAAUUUUACAUGAAGACGAUUUAAAGAACUAUUUUUAAUAUUUGGUAUCUCUUACCCUAAUCAUAUUUUCCUAGUAACAUAAUUUCAGUGUUGUAAUAAAAUUCAGUUUUCUGUGUGUUAAAUAGAUAUAACAUGUAUUUAGAUAUUAAGAAUUAGCAACUGCCUACAAACUUGUUUGCUUUUAUGUUUAGCAGAAGUGUUAUUCUGAUUACAUAGAAUUCAGUUAAGUAGUUUUCACGUGAAUCAGUGAAUAACAUCCACAUAUAGUAAAAUAAUAGCUUAAUUAGAUGGCAUAGGGGUGCAGCUUUUUAUUAAAUUCUUGCCAGUUAUUCGAAAAUAGUUUUAGCCAAAGAAGUUUUAAAACUACCAAAGUAAAUGUGGAAGGUAAAAAUUUAUUGUUUAUAUCAUAGUAGAUAUUAUAUCAGUGAGUUAUUUAAUUGAAUACAUAUUGGUAUACUUGAGCACUGGCCAAAAUUCCCAAAGAUAGUUGUAAUAAAAUUAGUAAAUGUAAUUUAAAUUACCAAAUAUUAAAAUUAUACUGAUUUUAAA
Messenger RNA from Pieris napi, 4167 nucleotides. RefSeq names its product zinc finger protein OZF-like. NCBI's taxonomy places the organism in Eukaryota, Metazoa, Arthropoda, Insecta, Lepidoptera, Pieridae. Gene Ontology annotation, biological process: regulation of DNA-templated transcription. The record is from RefSeq and is a predicted model, not a curated record. The coding region runs from base 594 to 2423 and encodes 609 amino acids. Gene Ontology annotation, molecular function: RNA polymerase II cis-regulatory region sequence-specific DNA binding; DNA-binding transcription factor activity, RNA polymerase II-specific. Gene Ontology annotation, cellular component: nucleus. The transcript is spliced from 3 exons.